Molecule: messenger RNA, 1584 nt
Organism: Cyphellophora europaea CBS 101466
Lineage: Eukaryota; Fungi; Ascomycota; Eurotiomycetes; Chaetothyriales; Cyphellophoraceae
Exons: 1
Coding region: 1-1584 (527 amino acids)
Molecular function (GO): monooxygenase activity; FAD binding
Source: RefSeq, a predicted model, not a curated record
AUGAAGAUCAUCAUAAUCGGCGCCGGUAUAGGCGGCCUGUCAACCUACCUGGCCCUCCGAAAGCACCUACCAUCAAACGAACGGCACGAAAUAUCCAUCUACGAAGCUCACGACGUCGAACAUUACCUCGACCUCCACGGCGGUAACAAGGGUACCACUGAAGCGUCAGAACUGCCUGGAGCGACAGACGACGAGCCCACUUUUACUCCGGAAGCCAUAGCAGGAGCUAUCGGCAUCGCCAGAAACGGCUUGGAGGUGCUCUUGCGCCUCGACGAGGACCAGCACAGUGAGUCUAGCAUCAUUACCCAGAUGCUGACCAAGGGUCAUCCUGCUAGUAAGUGGAAGUUGGGGAGCGCGAGAGGGUGGCAGUUGGCGGAAGCGCGGAUGGCGUCGCCGGCAAGCACCGAGGGAGGCAUUACGUCGAUCAUGAUCUCCCGACAAGAAAUGUGGAAGAUCUUGCUCAGGGCGGUGGUGCAGGUUGGAGGAGAGGGAGCGAUUCGUCGGGCGCAGGUCAAGAAAGUGGUACUGCCCAAGCACGGACAGGCAGCCCGGCCGAAGGUGGUGUUUGAGGACGAAUUUCCAGAGGAGAAAGCAGACUUUGUCGUCGGGGCUGACGGAUUGCGGAGCGUGGUCAGAGCCGCCAUGUUCCCAAAACCCGACCCAGCAGAGGAAGUGCAAACACCAUGGUCAUGGUCUAGAUGGCUGCUCUCGUGGUUUCACUCCACACCAAUGCCAACCGACUACAUCUCACCGCGCUAUGAAGGGCUCGUGGGCGUCGCCGGCUUUGUGCCUUCAUCUGUACUCACCUCAGCCGGCCAGGAGCGCGGAAGCAUGUCAAUCACGUUCGGGCCCAACGGCUUCUUUGGCUGUGGCUUCUUUAGCACCGCUCCCUCGUCUCUCGCGUCGCCACUGACACUGUCGACCGCGGAGUCGGCGCCCGAGCCAGGAUCCACGGCUGGGUGGUGGUCCACGUUUGCGGCCGACGACCCAUGGCCGUAUCACACGCGAAAUGAUCAUGGUUCGCGACCCAAACCGCAGCAGGACUUUGAUCGAGACACGGCGCUGAAAGAUUUGCUUGCACGUCACAAACACUGGAAGGAUCCUUCGGUCCAAGCCAUUCUCCGAUACGCCAAAGACAACACUGAGAAAUGUCUGCAAGGCGUGUGGCCCACAUGGACAACGCCACCAUUGCCAACGUGGACGAAGGGCAAUGUGGUGCUCAUGGGAGAUGCCGCUCACGCACUGCAGCCCAGCAGCGGACAGGGAGCCUGCCAGGCUUUGGAGGACGCCGAAACCCUCGCCAGAUUUCUGGGGCACUUCUGCGCUCGCAAGGAAGGCGGUGGCAAUGAUGAGUACAUACGGCGGGCGUUGACAAAGUACGAGCAGCUACGAAUGCCACGGGUUGCCGAGAUCUACAUGCGGAGUCAGAGGAUGGGAAAGAUGAAGAAAGACAUGGGCUUCGUCAGCGAGAUGCUGACAUACGCGGUCAUCAAGGUGAUGGGCAUGAUGCACAGUAGCGCGAACGAGAGGCUGGUGGCGUAUGAUCUGCCGGCUGAGGUGGACCAGGCAUUGAACGGCCGCUAA